UCGAGCAACACUUGUCGAGAGCGGACGCGUCUUUUUGUUGCUGCGCAGAAGAUCUGUUGAGUACGCAUUGCGGGUGUUUGUGCUAACUAAUUGCAAAUGAAACUACUGCAAAAUCGGUCAAAGCCCAGCAACUGUUUAUUGAAAAAACGAAAAAAUUCAAUAAGUGCUAAACGUGUGUGUGUGACGUCAAGAAAUUUAAGUUGCCGCUGUGACUUUGAGUGUGUGUGUGUGUGUGUAUGUGAGUGUAUGUGCAAAAUUGAAAUGCCUCAGCAAAAGGCAGCAAACAGAUGUGUUCCUAAUGCUAAUGUUAUUAAUGGCUGCAAAUUAGCAUUAACCCAUUGAACAGUGCUUAUAAAACACUUGAAGCGGGACAGGUUUAAGUACAACUGCACUUCAAUUGCUGCUCCAAUUGCGCGCCGAUUGCAACGAGUAGAAAUGACAACCACAACGCAGACGGAGAUUAAUGCAAAUGGCAACUGUGGCUUCGAUGCCGGCGACCAUAAUGUGGCCAACAUGGCAACUGCAACUGCAACAACAAACUCCAGCACAACAGUUAACAGCACUGGCUUGGCCAAAACGGCGAAUGCAUUGCCAAAGAAUGCGGGCGUGGCAGGCACACAAAGAGCUGCGGAUGCCGCCAAGCGAAAGAAAUUGAAAUCACGCAGUGCAGCCGCCUCAACAGCAGCAACAGCAACAACGACAACAGCAGCAGGAGCAGCAGCAACAACAUUGCCACAGACCAAGAACAAGAGCAGCAGCAGCAAUGGCAGCACACGGGAUCAAUAUUCCAAGGAUCAUUUAGAUGCCUGGCUAGAGAAUUGUCUGCGAGAUGCGACAAAUGCACAACUUUCAUCAUCAUCCGAAUUUCUAGACUUGUAUCCGACAAAAGCGGCGAAUAAAUCGCUGUUUGAAGCGCAGUUAGCAGCAGCAAAACAACAACAACAGCAGCAACAACAACAACAGCAGCAGCAACAACAGAAACAACAGCAGCAAGAACGACAACAACAACAACAGCAACAAUUUCUCAUGCGUUCAAAUUCACAGCCGUACAAUAUGGGCGCUGCCACGCCCUUUAGCCUGGGAUUACAACGCCAGACACAGCCGCCGUUAAGCUACCGCUAUCCGAUGCUGUUCCCGGCUCAAUCCAAUGGUUAUGGCCUGGGUUUUGGUCUGCCUGGCAUGCACGCAGAUGGUGGACAGGAUUUCGCCAGCUUGCCGCCUUUGGUCAAUAUGCUGGGUGGCUUUGGGGCCAGCUCCGAGCACGAUCAAAACUCCACGGAUGUGUUGGACGGCAGCGGCAGCAACCCAAACAUAAGUCGAGGCUUUCGAUUUAGUGAUCCUUGCCUGCUGAAUCCCUCGGACAACGAUUCCAAGCUGAGCGGACAAAAUACGCCGGAGUGUCGCAAUGGAAAUGCAUCGUCGGGCAAUGGAAAUGGAAAUGGUACCGUUAAUGGAAAUGGAGACUCGGAGCAGCAGAAUAAAUUCUUUGCCGCCUUGAUGGAACAAAUAAAUAUAUUGCACGAAACGAAUUCCAAGAUUUGUCGCAAUUUGCAUGAGACAAAAGUUGAUAUUGAAGCUUUGAAGCACGCUCCCAAUGGCCAGCUGUGGGCUGGAGGCGGGGGCAUGCGUCACCGUAGAGAUAGCUUGAGCGGAUUGAGCACACAAAGUCAACCCUUGGUAUUUGGCGGCGGAUUCGGUGGCACACACAGUCCAGCGCCCACCUUCCACUCAGGUGCCUACACGCCCGGCAUGAUGACGGAUGUGGUGCGUGAGGUGAAGGAGGCGGCGCGGGUGCGUGAAGAUGCCAUGCUCAAUCGGGUCAAGUCAAUGGUAGAGGAACGUCAAUGGUCAAUGAAUGAGGGCAACGUGCGAAUACUGCGUGAUAUUGAUGAGCUGAAGUCCCAUGUGAUGCAGCUGCGACUGGAGCGCAAGGAGACGAACAAGCGAUUGAAUCAUCUCGAGGCGGAGAACAAGUAUCUGCGUCAGGCCUUGGCCAGCUUAUACAAUCAACGACAGAUGGCACCACAUGAUAUUAUCUAUGAGAAUGAUCGAGCACGCGGUGCGCGCAAAGCUCCCUUUCCAUUUCCCAAUGGCGGCGCCAGACGUGCGCAAUCCUUGAAUCUGCAUUAUGGCACGGUGCAUCAGGCGCCGGCGCAGGCCACGCAGUCGCUGGACGAGGAUGAUGAAGUGGAACUGGAGGAUGGAGACAAAGAGGAGCUGGCAUCGGGCCACAAAAAACGACACUCCAGUUCAAGCAAUGAAUCCCGCACCAGUGGAACGACCACAGCAAUGCAAUCACAGCAACAACCACAACCACAACAACAACAGCAGCCAGUACAAAGCCCGCCCAAAUUUGCAUUGAUUACGGAGGAGCAGGUGGCGACACCACCGCCACCGUUGUUGCCACGAAAAAAGGAACAUGUACAACUGAAGCGGGAACUCAGCGAAGCGACCAGCGCACGUAAGGAGGCCAAUCAGCGUAUCAUUGCACUCGAAAAAUUGGUUAAAGACCUAAGCGCCCAGGUGGCCAGCCAACCAAAUUGGAAUCCAAAUACGGCAGCGAUCGCAUCAACGGCCAACAAACUCAGCGUCGCCGGCGGACCCAUUACGGACUUAUAGUUCUAGCUAACCGGCGGCAGCACCGACCCCGUCGCGGACCGCAAAACGGCUCGAGAUUGUGUCGCAAAGUGUUACCGUGUUACACAUUUAUAGCAGGCAGUAAAUCCUCAUGGCAAACGGCAACAGCAUCGGCGACUGCACACAUUUCGCUUCAAAAUUAUUUAUAACUCAUUGACGUUUGCAUAAGCAAAGCGAGGAAAAACAUAAGACAUUGUUCAACCCAUUUAAAUACAUACAUAUUAAGCCAAAAGUCAUGUGGUAUUAGGUAUAUUAAGUAUACGACAUGAUGGACAACACAUCCAUAAGCCAAAAUCCCGAACCCAGCAUUUGGAUAACUGUGACCGACCGUUGUCCUCCCUCCCUCCUUUCAAAAAUACCCACAGGCUGCACAAAUUUGUUACUAAUAGUAUAAACACAUGAUAACACACAUACUGACAAACAAAAAUAUAUACAAAAUAAUUGUAACUAAUAUCGAAAUUCAUGUACCUAUAACGAAUGAACAAAUAUGAAAAUCAAAACUAUAUUUAAUUAGAAAUUGUAACACUUUGUUAGAGUAAACUUUAUACGUACGUUCAUCAAUAAUUGUUGUUGUCGCAUCACUAUUUUUAUUAACUUAACAAUAAAACAGAUUUAGGUGCCAUUUGAUAAUAAAAAUACAAAAAAAAA
This is a messenger RNA of Drosophila innubila, 3285 nucleotides long. RefSeq names its product ecdysone-induced protein 74EF. Lineage: Eukaryota; Metazoa; Arthropoda; Insecta; Diptera; Drosophilidae. The transcript has 10 exons. The coding region runs from base 436 to 2619 and encodes 727 amino acids. The record is from RefSeq and is a predicted model, not a curated record.